AUGUCAGUGCCUGAUAAAGUGUUGAUGCGAAAAAUUAAAAAGAAAGAAAAAAGGAAAUUUGAAAUAUUGAAGGAACGAGAAAAACAAGUAGAAAAUAAAAAAAUAAAGAAACAUGCAAUAAUAGUCAGUGAAGAUGAUGAUAGUAGUGAUACAGAAUCAGAUGUUAGUGAUAAAAAUGAAGAGGGUACAAGAGAAGACAAUUCUAAUUCAAAUUUACCUGGGACUGCAAUAGGGUUAGAGAUAGUAAAUGAUACAAGUUUCAAAGUAUUAGAAAAAACAGUAUGUGAAAACACAUUAAAAGGAAUACAAGACAUGGGUUUUGUAAAUAUGACAGAAAUACAAGCAAAAGCCAUUCCUCCUUUACUAGAAGGAAGAGAUUUGGUUGGUUCUGCAAAAACAGGAUCGGGAAAAACUUUAGCAUUUUUAAUACCAGCUAUAGAAUUAAUUUAUAAGUUGAAAUUUAUGCCCCGCAAUGGUACUGGUUGUAUUAUUAUAUCUCCAACAAGAGAAUUAUCUAUGCAAACAUUUGGAGUUUUAAAAGAAUUGAUGAAAUAUCAUUAUCAUACAUAUGGUUUACUAAUGGGAGGUGCUAGUAGACAAACUGAAGCUCAAAAACUUUCAAAAGGAGUUAAUAUUGUGGUAGCCACACCUGGUAGAUUAUUAGAUCAUCUACAAAACACACCAGACUUUUUGUACAAAAAUCUUCAAUGUCUUGUAAUUGAUGAAGCUGAUCGUAUUUUAGACAUUGGUUUUGAAGAAGAACUUAAACAGAUUAUUAAUAUUUUACCAAAAAAAAGACAAACAAUGUUAUUCAGUGCAACACAAACCAAGAAAACGGAAACGUUGACAACUUUAGCUUUGAAAAAGGAACCAGUUUAUGUUGGUGUUGAUGAUGAUAAGGACAAAGCAACAGUAGAAGGUUUAGAACAAGGUUAUGUUGUAUGUCCAAGUGAAAAAAGAUUUCUACUUCUAUUUACUUUCUUAAAGAAGAACAAAAAGAAAAAAGUUAUGGUUUUCUUCAGUUCAUGCAUGUCAGUCAAAUAUCAUCAUGAACUUUUGAAUUACAUUGAUUUGCCAGUAUUAAGUAUACAUGGAAAACAGAAACAGACGAAAAGAACAACAACAUUUUACCAAUUUUGUAAUGCUUCUUCUGGCAUACUCCUCUGUACCGAUGUAGCUGCACGUGGUCUUGAUAUACCAGAUGUUGACUGGAUUGUACAAUAUGAUCCUCCAGAUGAUCCCAAGGAAUAUAUUCACCGUGUUGGUAGAACAGCUCGUGGAGAAGGUGGUAGUGGUCACGCCUUACUAAUACUACGACCGGAAGAACUUGGUUUUCUUCGAUAUCUUAAACAAGUUAGAGUUCCUGUAAACGAAUUUGACUUUUCAUGGAAUAAAAUUGCUGAUAUUCAGUUACAGCUUGAAAAAUUGAUUUCGAAAAACUACUUUUUAAAUACAUCGGCGAAGGAAGCAUUCAAAGCGUAUAUAAGAGCUUAUGAUUCUCAUCACUUGAAACACAUUUUCGAUAUAGAAACACUGGAUUUAACAAAAGCUGCAAAAUCUUUUGGAUUCCUGGUUCCACCAGCUGUGGAUUUAAAAGUGGGAACAAGUAAAAAUGCACGACCACGAAAGAGAUUAGGUGGAGGCGGUUAUGGAUAUUUUAAAAACAUGAACAAUACAAAUUCAGAAAGGCAAAUAAAUCGCAGCAAAACUUUCCGUCAGGUGAAUAAACGUGGAAAGGAUAGUCGUCAAUUUGCUAGAUAA
Messenger RNA from Habropoda laboriosa, 1761 nucleotides. It is a transcript of the gene pit, whose product is annotated as probable ATP-dependent RNA helicase pitchoune. The coding region runs from base 1 to 1761 and encodes 586 amino acids. The transcript is spliced from 9 exons. Lineage: Eukaryota; Metazoa; Arthropoda; Insecta; Hymenoptera; Apidae. Gene Ontology annotation, cellular component: nucleolus. Gene Ontology annotation, molecular function: nucleic acid binding; RNA helicase activity; ATP binding. Gene Ontology annotation, biological process: maturation of LSU-rRNA from tricistronic rRNA transcript (SSU-rRNA, 5.8S rRNA, LSU-rRNA). The record is from RefSeq and is a predicted model, not a curated record.